UUUCAGGUGAGCUCGGACUCAGAACGCGAGGAGUGUGGGCGGAGAGACAUUCGCCUCAGUAAGAGAUCGGCUACGACGCCGCUCGCACGACCAGCCGCCGCACAAGCGCUGAACGAACGACUCAAAAAUGGCCACCGGCCCGAAGAUAGUACACAAGCAGUUUAAUUCCCCAAUUGGGCUCUACUCUCAGCAAAACAUCAAGGAGACCCUUAGCAAGCAUAUGCAGAAUCUCGACAAUGGCACCGUAGGAAUCGAUUUCAGCAAUCCUUCAACCGACAAGCCGGCGAAUCUCGCUAACUCGGCCGUACUGCGUAUGCUCGAAGAAGAAGAGCGCUCGCGUAUGGGCUACCCCAAGUUAGAUCCUACACAAGUGCAGGCGAUUCUCGAGACACUCGUGCACAUGGACCAUCGGUUUGAUCGUCAUUGGCCUCCUGAGCAGGCGCGCAUGCGGUCAGCGCGAAGCUGGGAUGGCCAACUGAAUACUACCGGAAAUGUUUACUCUGAAUUUAUGCAAGCUACUAAAGGACAAAAGAAGGUGGUUUGGCCACCCUUGCCUGAAACCAACGGCUAUCAUUCACCACAGUCACAGCAAACGUACAACGCGCAGCAGCAGCAGCAGUACCAGUCCCCACCCCCCUCUCAGCAGUCCCAAUAUCAACAACCUCAAUACCAGAAACCUCAGUACCAGCAACAACAGAAUCAGUAUCAACAGCCCGAGUACGAUCAGCCUCAGAGUCAUUACCAGGCAUCACAGCCGGCGCAAAGCGAAGGUCGCCGCCAACAAGCCACAGGGUUGAGCAAGCUCAUCCCCUUUGGCCCUGGUGUGACCGCGUCCCCCGCUCCUCCCCGUCAAGGCCCCACUUCCCCGGGCGUAGCGCAGCCCUACAGACAGCAGAACACUCGUUGGGCCCCGGUGCCAGCCCCUCUUUCUCCACAGGCAUACGGAUCUCAGCCGAAUUAUUCGCCCCAGCCGCAAUACUCGCCUCAUCAACAACAGUAUUCGCCUCAACAACAACAGUAUUCGCCUCAGCAACAGCAGUAUUCGCCUCAAAAACAGCAGUACUCCCCUCAGCAACAGCAAUACUCUCCCCAGCCGCAGUACUCGGAGCCGGCGUACCAGCCCCCCCAAAGGCAGUUCGAACCCCCGCCCGCAACUAUCACGCUUCGUCAGAAACAACCGGUUCAUCAAAAGCCCCCUCCAGUGUUCCCAAGUCAACCAGCUACAACGUCUUUUAAAGGAGGAGUCAAUAUGCGUGGAGACCAGAAGUGGCCACCGCAGUCGGUGAAGGAGGCUGUGGAAGCCGAAAAUGAGGCCAGGAGGCAACUUGCCAAGGGCCCAGCCUGUCGGCCACGUAAGGUACGCAAGGACUACACUUCCUUCUUUGCGCAGCACGCGCUCGGCCACAACUACCCUGGCUACCGUGCCCCUCCAGGCACUCAACACUACGAAGAACAUUCUGGAAGAUCAUCUUAUUAAAUCGCUACUAAUCCAAGAUGAAGUUCAUUUAAGACUCGCAUGAGAAGUACCUACUAUCUGUCUCUUUCUUGUGUAGAGAAAUAAACCUCUCGUCACACGUGAGGAACAGUGAUGAUAUCCAUCGGGUCUCGAGUCAACUUCUCUUCUGAAAGAAGAUUCAUUCAAAAUGCUGUUCAAAUUUCAUAACAUAUGGACUAAUUUCCCUUUGACGUUUUUAAUGUGUAUAAGCGUGUCGUUAAUUAAGAGGACAAUCACAUUUUAAACUUCAAUACAAUGUUCAAGGAAUUCAUUUCAUUUUCAUCACAAGGGCAACGGAAGGCAAACGAAGUCAUAUACUUCGAAGUGUAAGUACUUGUACAAGGCUUUAGGUAUUAAAGUCUGACCGCAUGUACAAGAACUAUUGAAUUAAUAUUAUGUAGGUGUAAUUUAUUUCUAAACAUCUAGUUUUUAAGUUAUUAAUAAAACAAAAAUAAGAAAAUACAAAAAAUAGUACGCCAUUAAUUAAUCGCUGUCUCUUUAAUUUUUUGCGAUUUCUACGAUGUAAACGUGCGGCUUUAUACAUUGCGAACUUGCGACAUUGUUUUUCAAUGCUUCUUAAUACAUACCCGACUGUAAAUAAUGCUCAGACCAAUAUUAUAAAUUGUCUAUUAAGGCCCACUUAUAUUAGAGUUCAUAGUACC
This is a messenger RNA of Hyposmocoma kahamanoa, 2157 nucleotides long. RefSeq names its product ataxin-2 homolog. NCBI's taxonomy places the organism in Eukaryota, Metazoa, Arthropoda, Insecta, Lepidoptera, Cosmopterigidae. The transcript has 9 exons. The record is from RefSeq and is a predicted model, not a curated record. The coding region runs from base 128 to 1477 and encodes 449 amino acids.